Molecule: messenger RNA, 1289 nt
Organism: Thermothelomyces thermophilus ATCC 42464
Lineage: Eukaryota; Fungi; Ascomycota; Sordariomycetes; Sordariales; Chaetomiaceae
Exons: 1
Coding region: 195-1196 (333 amino acids)
Source: RefSeq, a predicted model, not a curated record
GCGAUUGAGAGGAUUCACACGAUAAACAUCUACAGCUUACAUAACAACAACGACAAUAACAGCAACAACAAAAACAGCGGCGGCAGCAGAAGCGGCGGCGGCGGCGGCAGAGUCAAUAAUUUGUAAAACAUCAAACCAUCCAUAAGCCGACCGCACUCAUUUUCCUAUUAUCGACUCUCUCAUCAUCGCACACCAUGACCUCUUCCCCCUCCUCCCCCUCCUCCACGGCCUCAUCUGAGGGCCUCACCCCCUCGCAACUGGCCGACUUCCACCGCGACGGCUACCUCAUCAUCCCGGACGCCCUCCCGCCGUCCACGGUCAGCGCCCUCCUCGCCGAGGCCAACCGGCUCCUCGACAGCCUCGACCUGUCCACGCACCCGCUCACGCGCUUCCGCACCGGCGGCGAGGACGGGACCGAGCACGUCGGGGACGACUACUUCCUCGGCUCGGGAGACAAGAUCCGCUUCUUCCUCGAGGAGGACGCGUUCGACGGCGAGGGGCGGCUGGUCCGGCCCAAGCACCGCGCCGUCAACAAGAUCGGCCACUACCUGCACGCGCUCUCGCCGCCCUUCGCCGCCCUCCUGUCGGCCUCGCCCUCGGACCCGCGCGGCUUCGUGCCGGGCCUGCGCGCCCGCCCGCCCGCCGUCGCCCGCGACCUCGGCUUCGCCGACCCGCGCGUGCUCCAGAGCAUGGUCAUCUGCAAGAACCCCGAGAUCGGCGGCGCCGUGCCCCCGCACCAGGACUCGACCUUCCUCUACACCGACCCCCCCAGCGCCGUCGGCUUCUGGUACGCGCUCGAGGACGCCACGGUCGAGAACGGCUGCCUGAGCUUCCUGCCCGGCUCCCACCGCUGGGCCCCGGUCGAGAAGCGGCUGGUGCGGAAGCCGGGCGGCGGCACCGAGAUGGUGGCCAACCGAGAAGGGGCCAAGUUCCCCCGCGGCGAAGGCUACGGCGAGGAACUCGGGGCCGGCCGGCCGCGGGGCGACGGCGACGGCGACUAUGUGCCCGGCGAGGUCAAGGCCGGCUCGCUGGUGCUGAUCCACGGCAAUCUGCUGCACAAGAGCGAGCGGAACCUGAGCCAGAAGGGGAGGAUGAUUUAUACCUUCCACAUCAUCGAAGGUGCCGAGGGAUUCCGGUACGAUGAGAGAAACUGGCUCCAGCCACCAGAGGAAGGAUUCACGAGGUUAUAUGUAUGAAAAUGAGCCUAUAUGUAUGCGGAGAGAAAACCCCGGAAGGGGGGGGGGGCCUAAUUAGUUCCCCAAGUGCAAAUGGACACUAAACCGUCUUAA